Molecule: messenger RNA, 2618 nt
Organism: Armigeres subalbatus
Lineage: Eukaryota; Metazoa; Arthropoda; Insecta; Diptera; Culicidae
Product: proline-, glutamic acid- and leucine-rich protein 1-like
Exons: 4
Coding region: 130-2571 (813 amino acids)
Biological process (GO): rRNA processing
Cellular component (GO): nucleus
Source: RefSeq, a predicted model, not a curated record
GUGCUCGCAGUGAGUGAGUUGAGUUCAUUUUGUUUACAAGUGCUGUGCAGUUUUAUUGGCGCACGUGUUUUGUAAAAUUAUUUGAAAUUCUGUAAUUUUUACGGUGAAACGCACAAAAAUAGACGUAGAAUGGAAGGCGUUUCGAAAAUAUUUGGCGGUGUGAUGGAUGCCAAGGAAGGAAACGUAAGAAAUUUGCUUUCGGCAUUGGACGAACAUCAAUCUCUGUGGACCGAGCCACAACAUGAGCUUCAAUUCUACUUCUCAAAAAUCGGCACCCUUUUGGGAACGGCCCCAACCCGCGACCGUGGUCUCAUCGCUCUCAGUCACCUGGUUCCGCAAUGUCCGCUGGACAUCCUGGAGGAAAAACUGCAAUACUAUGUCAGCGUGUGUUCUAAAAUCUGCAACCAGAAGGGUCACGUUGCCAGCAUACCGCUAGCAUACAACGUUCUAAAGCAACUACUGCUGAAAUCGUUAGAGUCCUCCGAUUUGAACAAACUCGCUAUCAGCGCCAUUCCGAAACUGAUGGACAACAUCACCAGCUCGAUCGAUCCAUCGACGCACGCCUCAACCCUCGAUUUCCUAGAAACGUCUAUGCUACAUUAUCCGGGAGUCACCGGUUCUGCCAAGACUCGUAUCGAAGACUUCCUGUACUCUUUGGUUGAUUCCGAAGAUCCUUUGGUGGUCGAACGAACUGGUCGUUGCCUGGUUCAGUUGCAGCAAAUACGUGGCGGUGGUCAGCACGGGAGUCUUCACAAAAAGACCUGGGAUGAAUACCAGUGCAAGUUGGUUGAUACCGUUCACGACCUGCUGGGGAAGGUAUUUGCCCAUACUCCGGAGACUUUUGAUUUGGAUGAAAAUUUAGAAUGCCUGAAAUUACCUAAACUUGUGAUCGACGAUGAACCGGUCGUAAUCGCUCGAAGAGUUGUCAAUCGUUUGUUGAAUUUGAUCAGUUAUUUGGAGGAAGCAAUCGUUCAACCCUACCCGGUAGCAAAGCCGUUUCGUCCCAUGAAAUUGUUGAACGUGGUGAUUCGAGGACAUUCGGUAAGCUGUCAGGGCAUGGCGAAGAACACCAUACAGGAGAAUCUUGCGUUCGGCAUGUUGCUGCCGCAAAUUCAGGUGCAGUUGUUGAAGGUUCUGGAUGCGUUGGUUUUGGUUCUCAAGUCUAACAUGAUUCCGUUUGGAAAUUUGAUAACGGAUCUAUUCGACCAGUGUCUCAAAGGUACUCUUACUUCGAAUGCAAAGGGGCGCAAGAAGAACUACAUCGCGUUACGCUCGAAGGCUUACGAAAGUAUUGGACUGUGGUGCGAAACGACCAAAUAUGCCAGUGGCAUUGAGGAAUGUACGGAUAGUUUGUUAGAGCAUAUUGUUAAAGAUGUGGCUCCUUUCGAAUCAGAGGUGACAUUGCAGGUGAACGCCAGUCGUCAAAAAUUAUCUGCCAAGGCUAAAAAGAAGCUCCAGAAGGAACAGAACGCUGCCACAUCAUUGGCCAAAACUCAUUCUACAAAUUCUUUCGAGAAUUCAAAACAUCUUCAGUCGGACUUUGGGAAUGAAACACUUUGUUUAGCUGCUCUUCGUUGCUUGGUUAAAAUUUUGAAUGCUGCCGGAUGCUUCAUUAAACCAAUCAUGCAAAAGCUCAUUCAGGAGAAAAUAGUGUCUCUUUGUUUUUCAGUUUUUUCACAGUUAAAUACGGGAAUACGUCAAAAUCUUUACUUUGAACCCAAUUGUCGCAAAGCCUUGCUGUCGGCUCUUCAUGCUAUGAUAAUUAACCCACACCAUCUGUGUCCACCUCCCUUGCAAUACGGAGUGCAUUUGUUCAGUGUGGUCCAGGUCCAGGAUCCCAGCGGUGACGUACGUGCACGAGCUUCAGAGCUUUGCCGUUCGACCGAAGUGUUGGUCCACCCACGAAAGGAAGUUUUCUAUUUUCCUGUGGAAGAGAAUGCUUUCAAAGAUAUGAUGGCCGCCAAGAGGAAGCAUCCUUUAAAUAGCCAAUUCUUCUCAGCCAAACGAUCCUAUGACGCCAACAAAAAUCCCAAUAGUUUCGAAAAGAAGGUGAACAAUGUGGAAGUUGAACCGACGAUGGCAGAUGUGGAGGAACCGGUAGAGGAUAGUGAAGGCCAUGAGCCAAUAGCAAUAGUUGAGGAGGUGACUAUUGUAGACAAAAAGUCUCCGGAUGUUGUUUACAAUCUAAAUGAUAGUGAAAAUGGACGUAAUUUCAAUAGUGGUAAGCUUCAAAAGUCGUUAAAUAAUAAAACUGUGGAAUCGUCAACAAUCGAAAUAGUUUCCGGUGAAGAAGAUAGUGAAGUGGAAUUGGUUGAUGCAGUCGAUGUUCUUGGGAAACCCAAAGAAAAUGUGGAAGUAAAAGCUAUCUCAUCGGAAAAAAAUGUUAAGAAAAAUGAUAAUUCGGAGUGCUCAGAAGCCUCUCCAAAACGGCAAUCAGAAGCCGGAGCUCAAGCAGAAAAUAACGUAACGAGUGGGAAGAAAUUAAAACAGAAUCCUGAAAUGCAAGACGUUGAUGCUCGCGUCGAUUCGUUAGUAGCUGAAUUUGUGGACGAGUUGAAUGACGACGUUUGAAAGGUUCGUAUAUGAUGUUAUACUUAAUAUAAUAACUAACGAAAUUA